This is a messenger RNA of Copidosoma floridanum, 825 nucleotides long. RefSeq lists its product as uncharacterized. The record is from RefSeq and is a predicted model, not a curated record. NCBI's taxonomy places the organism in Eukaryota, Metazoa, Arthropoda, Insecta, Hymenoptera, Encyrtidae.
AUGCACUCGAGUGUCCUUCUUGUCCUGCUGUGCUCGCUCAUCGUCUCGUCGGUGGAUUCCAGCCCGGAAGGGCCACCCUCCUCACCAGCGAGACGCAAGCGGUACGUGGUGUUUCCCGAGGGAUCGAGUUUUUCCAUCGCCCUGUGCCUGACCGUCCACACCCUCACCCCCGACAACAUAUUCACGGAGGGCGUCAACUGGGGGAUCUCCUACGACCUCCCCAACGAGAGCAAACCGGAGCUCGACCCGUUCCUCCAGCUGAGACGCGACCGCGUCCGGACGAAGCUCAAGUACCACGCGCCGGCCGGUGGCGGCGAAAACGACCAUCACCACGGGAACCGGCAACCCAACUACUACGGGUCGUCUUUAUCCAAGCUGGACGGGGUUGGGAAAACGGCUUAUCACGGGGAUGCCGAUGAGCAUCACUACUACCUGCAGAGGCGCUACCGGAGAAACCUCUACAAUAAGCUGGAGGUCGUUGUAGACGCGAUGGGGUUCGACGGGAGACGGUGCGUCCUGCGAGCGCUGUGCGAGGCCUCUCGGCGCCUCAUGCCGCGCGGCAAGACUCUGGUCGAAGAAAUGAUAAGGGUGGUAUUCGCACUGCCGGUGGACGAGUUGUUCUCCUUCGAGCCGGAGGACCAUCACGCUUACGCCCGGGCUUACGGAGAGACGCGCGAUUGCGCGACGGCGUUCCCCGAGUGCGGUUUCUCGCUCGUCGACAUGGCUCUCGGCAGGUACAGCGGAAAUGUGGAAAGUUCGUCGCUAGGAGGCCGGAUCGGAGACGCGAUGCUGACGGCCAGGCUGGCGCGGUUCAUCAUGAAGUAG